Dentiscutata erythropus is the source of this 360-nucleotide messenger RNA. The record is from the annotation of a GenBank genome assembly. Lineage: Eukaryota; Fungi; Glomeromycota; Glomeromycetes; Diversisporales; Gigasporaceae.
AAUGAAAAACUAAGUUCAAAAAAAAAAGCUAUUUGUUGGACGAACUCUGAAGUUCCAAUUUUAGCACAUAUCAAUAAUAUUCAGAAUACCAUUUGCUGCCAAGUCCCAAGAAACCUUGACAAUCCUGAAAUUCUUGCUUUGAAUACUAAGGCCUGGAAAAAAAAAGACCUCAAUCAAAAGACAACGAAUAAGACAAUAGAAGAAAAGAAAUCUGAACCAAAAUUUAUUUUAAAAAAAAAUAAAUCAGAUAAAUUAGAUUAUGAUAGUGCUAUUAAACAAGUUAAAGAUAUAUUAUCUACUUCUCCUCAAAUAUUAUCGUCCCCAAGAAUGAAAUCAGCACCUGAAUCAUAUAAAACUUAA